Molecule: messenger RNA, 1881 nt
Organism: Naegleria fowleri
Lineage: Eukaryota; Heterolobosea; Eutetramitea; Acrasida; Naegleriidae
Exons: 1
Coding region: 1-1881 (626 amino acids)
Source: RefSeq, a predicted model, not a curated record
AUGAUGCAAUAUCUCGUCUAUGUUUGUCUUUUACUUUUCGUUGGAUUCUCAUUGUACGUGACCUAUCUCUUUGCCCACAUGUAUGUCAUUGGAAGAUAUCCGAGAAAUCUCUUCACCCAUCCCAUUUACAAGCAACACUCAGAGACAUGCAAUGCAAGCAAUAACAAUGAGGACAAUUAUACCUCUUCAAAAUUCUCUUCUAAUCAUGAUCAUGCGAAACAGAAACCACCCAAAUUCAACAAGAAUCCAUUCAAGAAGGAAAAACUUGCCACUCAUUACGAUGCCAUCAUCAUUGGAAGUGGUAUUUCAGGUCUCAGUUGUGGAUCAGUCUUGUCAAAAGCUGGAAAGAAAGUUCUCAUUCUUGAACAACACAAAAUUGCAGGAGGAUGUCUUCAUACUUUCCAUUUAAGAGCUGAAGAGAAUUCUGAAAAGUUUCAAUUUUGUGCUGGUUUGCAUUACUUGGGAAAAUUAAAAGGAGCAGAAGCUGCAUUGAUGGAUGCUUUGUGUGAGAAACAUAUUGAAAUGAUGUCUUUGGAUUCGAAUUUUGAUCGAGUCACUGUCAUGGAUACCUCCACCAAUGAAACUCUUUUGGAUUUGGAAAUUCCUGAAGGUGUUGAAAAUUACUCCAAGAAAUUGAAGGAAACUUUUCCCAAUGAGGUAGAUGCCAUUGACAAGUACAUGAAUAUCUUACAAAAUGGUUUCGAAAUUGUUCCGGUAGUUCUAUUGAAAUCUCUUCCAUUCUUCUUUUCCACCUGUUUGAAAUAUUUACUAGCUCCAAUUUUUAUGAAAACAGUUCACACCAGUGUGGCUCAACUUGUCUCUUCUCUCACUUCCAAUAAGGUUCUCCAAGCAGUAUGGUGCUACUUGUGUGUGGAUUAUGUAUCGAGUCCAAAACACACUCCUGUCUAUGAACAUUUAUCAGUGAAGAGAAUGUUUCUGAAUGGAGCACAGAUACCUGUGAAAGGUGCUGAUGACAUUGUUGAGAGUUUAAUGAAAGUAAUUCGAAAAGGAGGAGGUGAUAUUUUCACCAAUGCUCAAGUCAAGUCACUCUAUUUGAAGGAUGGACGAGUUCAAGGUGUUGAAAUGGUAAAAGAUCAAUUGCUCAUCAAGGCACCCAUUGUCAUUUCAACUGUUGGUGCUUUCAAUACGUUUCAAAAUUUAGUUCCACCCAUUGCAAGAUCGUCGUUUGGUUAUUCGAAUAUGAAUUACAAACCUUCAUUCUCAAGUCAGGUGGUAUUUAUUGGAUUCAAUAAGAGCUUUGAUGAAUUGGGAAUUAAGUUUCAAAACUCAUUUAUUGUUACAAAUCCAGAUAUUGAUGGACAAUUUGAUCGAUUCAUGAACAGCAAUGGAGUCUUGGAUCCCAAGAAUGGAAUUGACCAUCCUGUGAUUAUUGCAAAUUUUAGACCUGUAGGAAACAAGGUUUCAGCCAUUCUUCUUACCUUUUCCAAGUACGAAUGGUUUUCUGAUUGGGAGCAUCAAAGAGUGACGAAUCGCAGUGUCGAUUAUGAAGAUUUGAAACAAAGUCUUGCAAAUAGAGCAGUUGAAUUGUUCUAUGAAAAAUUCCCACAUCUACAUGAGAGCCAAUGUGUUCUCAACUCGUGUUCUCCUGCCACUUUCAAUCAUUAUUUGGGGUGUAAUUUUGGAGAGUGGAGUGGUUGGAAGAGAAUUGUAGGCGAUGACUCGUUGAUAUUUAAAUGGGGAAGACCCAAAACGAACAUUCCAGGAUUGUACUUGGCAGGUCAGGAUAUCUUUGCAGGAGGUGUUCAAGGUUCUCUAAUGACAUGUUUAAUCACCUGUGGUUCCAUAUUGCAUCGAAAUUUGUUUGGUGAUCUUUAUGAAUAUUAUUAUGUUUUGCAAAAAAAACCUUAUGUAACCAAUUAA